Lineus longissimus is the source of this 2747-nucleotide messenger RNA. Its product is annotated as protein arginine N-methyltransferase 5-like. Gene Ontology annotation, cellular component: cytosol; nucleus. Gene Ontology annotation, biological process: peptidyl-arginine N-methylation; regulation of DNA-templated transcription. NCBI's taxonomy places the organism in Eukaryota, Metazoa, Nemertea, Pilidiophora, Heteronemertea, Lineidae. The coding region runs from base 67 to 1953 and encodes 628 amino acids. The transcript is spliced from 16 exons. The record is from RefSeq and is a predicted model, not a curated record.
UUGUAAAAUCACAUGUGAAUGAUUGAAAAUUACAUUUUGUCCAAAUAAAACGUCAAAUUGAAUGAAAUGGCCCAACAAACAACUCAGCAGCGUGCAUCUUGUGGUUUAGAUUGCCACUUUGCACAAACUGUAAAUGAAAGUCUGGAGGAAGUAACGCGUUCUGGAUAUCAGUUUGCAUGUAUGCCAAUUGUGAACCCGCGUUUCAAGCGAGAAUUCCUGGAGAGUCCUGCCAAAGAUCGACCUGGACCAUUUACACGGUCGGAUUUGAUUCUUCCUGGUUCAGAUUGGUCAAAUCUCAUUGUUGGCAAACUAUCACCAUGGUUACAGCUCGACUCCACAAAUCCGGCGCUACGAAAAAAUUCAGAAAUGGCGUUUCACCAGGAGCUCUCCUACAUGGGCCACCUCAGUCUGCCAGCCAUCAUCAUGAAGCUGAGGAGUUAUAAUUGCUCAAACCUUGCACGAAAUCUCAAUCAACAUAUCAUUGGAGGAACAAAUCAGCAGGUAUGGAUGAACAUUCCGAUGAGGUCGCCGCGGGAGAGUGUGGAAGAAAUCUUUGAUGAUGACAUGCCCCACAAUGAGGAGACGGUCAAAGAUACUUGGGAAUGGUGGAAUAAAUUUCGCACAAUCUGUGAUUUCAACAGAAAGAUAGCUGUUGCUCUAGAGCUAAGUGCCGAUCUGAUAUCUGAGGAACAUAUCGAUCGCUGGUUUGGUGAACCACUCAAAGUUGUCAUUCUCCCAACAAAUCUGUUCCUGACCAAUAAGAAAGGCUAUCCUGUUCUCUCAAGAGCUCAUCAGUCUUUCUUCAAGAGAGCUUUAAAGUUCGAUGUACAGAUCAUUGUGACAGGGGCGUGCCAUCAUCCAGAGAAGGGAAUGAGGUCGUAUGUUCAGUACGUUGAUCAUUUAUGGCAGAGUCAGUCACCGUUGGAUCCGGUGUCACUGUUUGCUAAAGGAUAUGAGGACUAUUUGCAAUGCCCUCUACAGCCUCUGAUGGACAAUCUAGAGUCACAGACAUAUGAAGUAUUUGAGAAGGAUCCGGUCAAGUAUUCACAAUAUCAGAAGGCUGUGUAUCAUGCGCUACUUGACAGGAUCCCAGAGGAGGAGAAAGCAAGUCAAACAUGUAUUGUGAUGGUAGUUGGUGCUGGCCGUGGUCCUCUAGUCACUGCUUCAAUAAUCGCUGCAAACAAAGCCGGCAGAAAAAUCCAGGUUUAUGCCGUGGAAAAGAAUCCUAACGCUGUGAUCACACUUGAGGGUAUGCGUGAGGAGGAAUGGGGCAACAUCGUGACGGUAGUGUCGUGUGACAUGCGAGAAUGGAAGGCACCCGUCAAAGCUGAUAUCAUGGUCAGUGAGCUGUUGGGUUCGUUUAGUGACAAUGAACUGUCGCCCGAAUGUUUGGAUGGUGCUCAAGAUUUCCUCAAAGAGGAUGGGAUAGUGAUUCCCAGCAAGUACACAUCCUACCUUGCACCACUUCAAUCGUCCAAACUUUACAACGAAGUGCGUCUUUGUAAGGAACGAGACAAACAUUAUGAGGCUCCGUAUGAGACACCAUAUGUUGUACGACUCCACAACUGCCACUUGAUGUCACCACCCAAACCAGUGUUUGAAUUCACUCAUCCAAAAUGGGGCCAAAUCGACAACACACGCUACAUUGAUUUAGAGUUCCAGAUCAAGGAGAAUUGUGUCCUUCAUGGAUUUGCUGGUUACUUUGAUACCGUUCUAUACAAAGAUGUCACGUUGAGUAUCGUUCCAGAGACGCAUUCCCAGGGCAUGUUCAGUUGGUUUCCAAUCCUCUUCCCCAUCACGAGACCCAUGAAACUUGCAAAGGAUGAGAAGUUAGUCGUGCAUUUCUGGCGUCUGGUCAACAAGAAGAAUGUCUGGUACGAGUGGUGCGUGUCGGAGCCAAGACCAUCGCCGAUCCACAAUCCUAAAGGCCGAUCUUAUACUAUCGGACUAUAGAGGACAUGAUUCACAACCACAAUGGACGCUCCUAUGCUGAGGUCUGGAGGAGGUGAUUGAGACAUUAAGAAUAAAGUUAGCUGUUGUGGCCUCGUUUCAAGAAACAUUGCUUUUUCGGACUUCGGCCAUUUUAAGUUCUGAUCCAGUAAGGGUGCUCCUGAUAGUAUCGGCCUGAAGGCGUCAGUGUGGAUACGAUAACUGUGUUCUGUAGAGCCUAUUGAGGUUCAUAAUAAGCUAGAAAAGAUACCAAGUUGUGAUUCCAUAUGAUUUUUCUUAAGAUAAGAAUAAAAAGAUAAGGAAUCUGAUAUGAUUUCCGUAGUGUCAUCUAUUUUGUAAUCUGUGUCGUUAAAAGUUCACUCUUUUCCUGGGUAACCCUUUUCAUCAUUUUGUUAAAUACAAACCAAUUUGAUUUAGGUGUGACCCAUAUUGUGAUGCUCUGCUCUAAAUCAUGAGAGCUUCCUGGUGUGGAAGUUCUGAAGUUAUUUUCUGUUGUUGACUAUUUGGCGUAAUGUUUUGGUUUGCACAAGUCCCAUACAAAUAGUGUAUAGUUGGAUCCUUGUAAGAAGAUAUUUUUUGAAUUAAUGUGCUGUUGGUCAAGAAAGAGAUUCGGUAAUUAAAGGUAAUCAUGUAUUUUGUUUCUUUUUUGGUGUUUCACUAAAUCAUGGCAUUUUAUAAUAAAAGAUAGUUGAAAAAAAAAUUUGUCGGAUUAUUCCACAGAGGUGGCAUAUGGGUCGAACAGCUACAAUCACUGAAGCUGGUUCUGGUUCUUUUCAUGGCAGGAGAAGGUCUUUUCC